This is a messenger RNA of Limulus polyphemus (Atlantic horseshoe crab), 2724 nucleotides long. Its product is annotated as protein LSM14 homolog B-like. The transcript is spliced from 8 exons. Gene Ontology annotation, biological process: P-body assembly; cytoplasmic stress granule assembly. Gene Ontology annotation, cellular component: P-body. Gene Ontology annotation, molecular function: mRNA binding. The record is from RefSeq and is a predicted model, not a curated record. Lineage: Eukaryota; Metazoa; Arthropoda; Merostomata; Xiphosura; Limulidae. Bases 103 to 1329 code for a protein of 408 amino acids.
AUGCAUCCGCCAUUUCAGUAGGAGUUACAAAUAAGAGGAGUGAAUUAGGUAAACAUAUCUGAAGCAAUAAUAGUUAAGAUUGUCAGUCGAAACAACAUAAUCAUGAGUGGAGGAGUACCUUACUUGGGAAGUAAAAUCAGUUUGAUAUCCAAAUCCGAAAUUCGGUAUGAAGGAAUAUUGUAUACAAUUGAUACCAAAGAAUCUACGGUUGCUUUGGCAAAAGUUCGUUCUUUUGGAACUGAAGACAGACCAACUGACCGUCCUGUUGCCCCUCGUGAUGAAGUGUAUGAAUACAUCAUAUUCAGGGCUAGUGACAUAAAAGAUUUACAUGUGUGUGAGCCUCCUAAGCCCCAGCCCACACUGACUGGAGGCUUGCCUAAUGAUCCUGCAAUAGUUCAGGUAACCAGUUCCUGGGGCAGGCUCAGCACUUCUUCUAAUCUGUCAGUAUGUAUGCACUCGGCACCAGUGUCUGGUAUGCCAUUUCCGCCCACUUCUACUUUUAGCCAACCAGGAACUUAUGGACCUAUUGGAGCCAUUCCACCUUAUCAGUCAUAUGCACAGCCUUCACAUCUACCACAACCAUUCAUGAUGUCUGCUUCACAGUCGGGAUCUAGGUCAGAAACUCCCACACCCACCCCACAGCAGAGAAAGAGUCCCACCAUGGAUGCAGGUGUUCAGACAUCUGGCGGCUCUGUACAAGUUCAGGAAGAGCCAAGGAAACAACGUCAAGGUGUACCUCAAAGAUCAACCAAUAUCAGUCGUCAAGCAACGAGACCAGCAAACGUACAAAUAAAUCAACAGCCACAGUUUACCCAACAGCAACAGCAAAGGAGACAGUUUUCAACAAGUAAUCGUGGUCAACAAAGAGGAUGGUUUCAACGUCGACCCAGAGGUCCUAGAUUCCGCCAAAACCCAGCCAAUAGAAGGGAUGUGCUACAGUUUGAAGGAGAAUAUGAUUUUGAACAAGCAAAUGCAGAGUUUCAAGAACUUGAGAACAAAUUGGCUAGAACAAAGAUAGAUGAUAAGAAGGACGAUUCUGGAAAUGAAACGCAAGCUGGUGAUGUACAAGAUGAGGAUGAUGUCGUUUAUUAUGAUAGGAGCAAGUCUUUUUUUGAUAACAUUAGUUGUGAGGCCUUGGAAAGAAGCAAGGGAAACUUGCGACGUGUGGAUUGGCGACGUGAAAGAAAACUGAAUGUGGAAACUUUUGGAAAUUCGGCUAACUUAUCUCGCCGUUACCCCUGGCGAGGUGGUCGUGGUGGUUUUAGAGGUUAUCGAGGUAGAGGUGUGAUGAGAAGUAAUAGGGGAGAAGGUCGAGGAGGUAUGUUAUGAUGUGGCUUCAGAUCCCAACUAAGCAGCACUCCCACUAAAGAAGUGAAUGCGGUUUAAACUCUUGAAGCCACUUGGUAAGACUUCUGUAAUCCAGAAUUUGAAGUAUUGGCCUGCCACAAAAUCACUUCUUCUCUGGCACUGUUUUAAAUUGUGAAGAGUUUUUUUUGUUUUUUUUGGUUUUUUUUUUUUUCCUUUGUAAAUUUUUCUGUUUUGGCAAAGGUAUAUGCCUUGGCUCUUCACUCUGCUGAACAGGGUGCCUGAAUAAGCAAUUAGUAGGAGUGCCCACUGUUGCCUUUCAAAUGCCAAGUUGCUUGUUUUCAACUUCAACUACUUGCAACCUUGGACACCUGAACAUUAAAGUCAAAGGAAAUGUCAGUUUAGUUUAAGUUUUUAAUCUUGUAAGUGGUGGCUAGAAUUUGACAGAUGUUUUUGUAGUAUGUUUAUUUUGAUCAAACUAAAAACUUAUAAACAAAUUUGGGUUUUUGGAAGCUAAGAAACCAGUAACUGCUGUAUGUUAUUACAAUGAAUAAAAAAUAUUUUUGUUACAUGCAAGUUCAAAUAUUAACAAUUGGUUCUCCCACAAAAAAUCAUUGUUCACAUAAUUAAUUCGAUUUCAUUUUUGCAUACAAAGCUUUUAAGUGAUAAUAAUGACCAUUUUAGCUAGAAGUAGAGGAGGAGUUAAAAAAAAAAAAAUAUUUUGAAGGAAGAUUCUUCUCUCUCUCUCUGCUUGUGGAGUUAGAUUUUUUGUAUAUUCAUACAAUGUAUUAUUAUUAUUAUUAUUGUAAAGAUAUGUUUUAUUUGAAAAAGUCUUGGAUAUAGAAGUUCCCAAGUGUUAUUCUAGCUCAUACUGUACUCUAGUUUAAUUAGUUUAAAUUUAAUAAAUAGAAAAUGAGUUUCACCCACAAUUGUGUGUAACUUUUGCUAUUUGUAAACAUGUUUUCUAUGUGUAAUAAAUAUAUUCUUUUUCUUAUUGAUUAGCCUGCAACCUUUGUUCGUUACUUUUUUUUCUAUAUUGAUAGGUUAUUAAUGUAUAGAUUGCCUUGAUUAUUUACUUAGAAUACCCAUAAACUUGUGACAUUUAUAUAUUUUACUCUGAUGCAGAGGGGAGGGGGUGUGUAGUAAGUUAUCUUGUGAAUUCAGAAUGUUAGUGUUUAGUACUGGAAAGGUGGAGACCUGUUUCUUGUUACUUUGUCAUUCAAGUAUGUUGGUGGUUACUAAUGCAGUGGGGAUGAGAUGGCUACAUAUGAUUAUUAUAAUUUAAUUUGUGGCUAUAAUGAAAUAAGGCCUUUCACUUAAAGGGUUUAAGCAAUAUCCCAACUGCCAUGAAUUUUCUGUAAAUAACCCAUGUUCUCCACUCUUGUACAUGUUGAAAACAAUAAAAGAAUAUAAAAGCAA